UAAGGAUGACAAGACCCACUGUGUAAAGGGAAUCAGAGUCAAGUUCAAAAAGAAAGGAAUAACUGAGGAUCGUUUCAUGUUAUCAGAAUGCACAUUAAUAAUACCAGAUUAAUCAAAAUUAUUGUUUGAAUCUUCUUUGAAACUGGGAUGUAUUGACUUUUGGUGGAACAUAAUAUCUCAAUUUUGCAUAUAUGACGGUAGCCAUAUUGGCUUUUGACAUUUGAUAUUGUGAAUACAAGGAUGUAAAAUUAAUGGUCUCGACAACAGACCAAGUGUUCAAUGCAUAUCCCGUCUGACACAGCAGUCAAAGGAACAAUGCCAGGGAAGAAAAAGGGUGGGGGGAAAAAAUCGGGUAAAAAAUCAGGUAAAAAAUCUGGAAAGAAAAGUGGCAAAAAAUCAGCAAGAGCCUCAGCCAAAUCAGGAAAGAGUGAAAAAGAAGGACCCCCAGAUAUUAUGAGUGGACCUGCUAUGGAGAAUUUAUAUUUUAUUGCACAUGAUGCACCUGAUGCAUUAGAAAAACGUGGCUUUGGGUGGCCUGAGGCACCAAAGGGUAAAAAAGGAAAAAAAGGAAAAAAGAAAAAGAAGUGAAGAAUUUGAAUUCAGGUCUAUUGACCACAAGUCAAUUAAUAGUGCCACAUUUUUUUUCUCUCAAGAAAAUGCAACAUUAUGUUAUUAGAGCUUUAACUGACUGUUUAAUGAAUAUAUAUGUGAUUGAGCAUGUUGAAUGUCUGUUCUAUUUUUGUCCUGGAUGUUUACCACGGCUGAAUAGGUAAUGGGUACUAUAACUACACAAUGUCAUCUGUAUUGCCAAAUUCAGUCAUAGCAUUUUGCCUGCCAUUAUUGUUAUAGAUUUUUGUAGACGUUCAUAUUUAUUUACAAAACUUGUUAUGUUUAAAUGAAUGUGUUGGUAUGUUUUAUAAUAGAUUGUGCGUGUAUGUGUUCUCAUUCAAAAUAUGGUUGUUGACUGAUUUAUAUUUGUGAAUCUCAUGCUAAAUCUAAAAAUUAGAAGACAACAAAUAUUAGAAUCUAGUCAUAGAAGAGUUUUUAACAAGAAUUUAUCAUUGCAGUUUAUACUAAUAGCAAAGUUUGAAAAUAUAUUCUAUUUAUAAGCCAUAUCAUUUUAUUACGAAAUAAAAGAUAGUUUUGUAUGCAUUAGUAUGACAACGGCAUAAAAUAUGUAGAUUCUACAUGUUCCCGCAAAAUAAAGACAUGAAUGUCCAAAGUUUUAGAAUAACAGUUGCAUGAAAUGUUCCUUAUAAAGUUCAACUUGAAAAAUAAGAUACUUAGUUUAUGGAAAUUCCAUACAUGUAUUUGAUAGAAGUUAUAUAAAUUCAACAUUGCUAAUACUUAUAAAGUAUAACACUCAAGUUAAAUCCAUCAUUAAAUUAAAACUAUGAUUAUAAAUAUGCACUUUUGUAUGAAGUAUGAACAAGUUAUAUAUUUAAUAAAAAAAAUAAAAAAAUAUUGUGCCUACAAAGUUGAAUACAACGAAACAAUUAAACAAAUGGCCUUUUGUAAUGUGAAAUCUUCUUUUCUGCCUAAUAAGUUUUGUUUUACACUGUCUUAAAUAUUUUUAAAGCAUUGUUUUGUUAAUUAGUAAUUUAAUACAGUAGUAUUAUAUAGCUCAAAUAUUAUCUUGCCUUUUGUUCUAGUUGAUUUAUUGUUUGAUUGAUUUUUAAUAAAGUAAAAAUUUGAAAUGAAAUUUAACUCCAUUUGAAAUUAUUAGGGGGGGUCUCUUUAGUCAUGUAUGGUUUGUGUUUCCUUUAAAGAUUUUUCAUAUAUAUCUUUCCAAAUAUCUUAGAUAUUUAUUAAUUGAUUAUUUUUUAUUUUAUUUUGUGAAUGUUUGACGAAUGUUAAGAAUUGAUACAAUAAAGCUAAAACUGUGAUUUUAGAAUUAUCUCCCUUUGUAUGAUAUUUUAUUCAAUUUUUAAAACUCAAAUGAAAAUACUACAUUUUGACUUCAAUUGUGGUUUAACUAAAGUUAUUUGCACUGAAAACAUUUCAACACUUUGUGAAUAAGUUUAUAAUAUACAACAUUGAAGUUCUGACUAUUAAGAAAUCUGUUAGCCAAAGAAUAUCGUUUAAAAGCCUUUGAUAUUGACGAAUUUUCAAUUUACACAGCAUUUCACAUAUGCCAAAUUAAAAUCAAUAAUAUUUUAUACAGAAGUGUCCUUUAAAUGUGAUCUCUGAUUGUUGAUUUAAGGUUUUACACAGUAACACUUAGUUGUUUCAAAAUGCUACAUAGUUUGUUAGGAAUCACAUGUAGACUCUCAAACCAUUUAUAUCACAUAUUAUAUACAUUUUGUAUUUUUGCUUUCUUUUGAUUAAUAUAAGAUAUGGUGUGAAUAGAAAAAUAUAUAAGAUUCUGUAACAUUUUAUUUUCAUUACAUUUAGGUGUUCUGUUUUAAAAAAAGUUCCAUUUUGGAGUUUAAUUUUUUUGUCAUAUCUAAAUCCAUUUGUUUUGUGAUUACUAGUUCUCUGUGUGCCAAUUCAUGGACAGGAAAGACAGUUAUAUACAUAUAUAUUUGAAAAUUACAUGAAAAAAUAACCGUUUAAUAAAACAUAAAAUCAUAUUAUUUCUGCGUUGUCAUGGCAAAAGCAGUAUCAAAUUCUAAAAAUAUAGAAAUACUUCUUUUUCUUAGCAGUAUUCUGUGAAGGUGUAAGAAUGGUGAAAAAAAAGUGAUUAAUGGAAGUCCAAAUAGUGCUUUAUUGAAAAGUUAGCAAGAUUGUUUUUCCUGCCCAUGAUUGUUUAUUUGUUAAUUAAUUAUUUUUGGAGCAGGGAAAUAUUACAAGUGUUCUUUACUAGAUAUUUAUAUGACGUAAAAGAAAAUAUUUUUUAUACAUCUUAUUGUUACAUCUCAUGUGAUAUCCGUGAAUAACAAAUAG
Mytilus trossulus (common blue mussel) is the source of this 2886-nucleotide messenger RNA. RefSeq names its product small lysine-rich protein 1-like. NCBI's taxonomy places the organism in Eukaryota, Metazoa, Mollusca, Bivalvia, Mytilida, Mytilidae. The record is from RefSeq and is a predicted model, not a curated record. The transcript is spliced from 3 exons. The coding region runs from base 280 to 588 and encodes 102 amino acids.